UCCAAGCUUAAAGAAUUAAUAUGGAUUUAUUAAUAUCGUGAUUUGAUACAAUGUACUGUGCUUUCAGGUUUAUUCCUAAUCAAUCAAACUGUAUCUCAGAGUAAGAUUAAAAACCGGACCGACCUUUGGAUAGCGCUACUUGUUCCUUUUUUUAUAUUGGUUCAGGAGUGCACGACCGUGAACGGACAAAGACUAUGAAUUCUGAAGUUGCUCAACAAAAUGGUUCUGAUAACCAUGAAGAAGUACCCCUUUAUGCUGAAGCGUUUCCCGCUUUGGCCCCCGUUAAUCGGUCAGGCAGUCCAACUGCCAUUGCGAAUGAAUGGGUCAACCCUAAAGUUCAAAGAUUGAAAUCGAGUGUUGUUACCCAGUUGUUCCAAAUCCCAAUGGAGGAAAGAGCAUUCAAACACACCGAAAAUUUUGGCCAAUCCCAACAAGAUCAAAACAAGGCUUGUCUCGAUAUUAUGCAAAAAACAGGAGCUCAUAUCGAAAUGUCGACUUGCAAAGAUGGAUCUCUCUCAUUGCUCGUAUCUGGACAAUUGGAUGCUGUUUUGAGAGCUAGACGUGACAUUUUCAACAGACUUCAGACUCAGGCUAGAGUUACCUUAGAUAUUCCGAAAGAACACCAUAGAGUCAUUUUAGGAAAGGGUGGGAGCAAAUUGCAAAAACUUGAACUUGAUACCGCUACAAAAAUCAACGUCCCAAGACAAGAAGACACUAGCAGGACCAUCACGAUCAUUGGUACUCAAGACGGAAUUAGUAGAGCAAGACAUGAAAUCCAACUCAUAUCAGAGGAACAGUCAAAACUUGCUAUUGAGAAGCUGAAUGUUGAAAAAGAAUUUCACCCUUUUAUCAGUGGACCAAGAAAUCAACUUUCUCAGAAAAUAGAACAGGAAAACGGAGUUCGUGUUCACAUUCCACCUCCUAGUGUUCGAAAGAAUGAGAUUGUGGUCACCGGUGAUAAAGAUGGAGUCACGAAAGCUGUGAAAAUUAUCAAAGAAAUCCAUCAAAGAAAAAAAUCUCGAUGCACCAUCAUUAACAUCGAAGUGAACAAAACUCAGCAUAAAUAUGUCAUCGGACAAAGAGGAUCAACCCUUCAGGAUAUAUUGGCUGCAGCAGAAGUGUCUGUCGAAGUACCACCUAGUGAUUCACCAUCUGAAACUAUUACAUUGAGAGGUGAACCUGACAAGCUGGGACAAGCUCUCACUCUUGUGUAUGCUAAGGCAAACAGUGUGGUAUUGAGAGAAGUAAAAGCUGAGGCAUGGCUGCAUAAAUUCAUCAUCGGAAAGAAAGGAGCUAAUAUAAACAGCUUGACACAGAAUCUGAAAAAGGUGAACAUCGAAUUUCAAGCAGAGGAGAACAAGAUUGUAGUGGAAGGUCCACCAGAAGAAGCAGAUGAGGCUCAAGCCAACUUACAAAAACAAGUUGAUGAUUUGAAACGUCAAAUGAACUUUGCUGAAGUAAACGUGGAUCCCAAAUAUCAUAAAAACAUCAUUGGAAAAGGAGGCCAGAACAUCAAUAACCUUCGUGAAAAAUACAAGGUCAACAUUCGUAUUCCACCAGACACAGAAAAGAACCCUACUAUUCGUAUUGAAGGUGAUCCAGAAGGAGUAAAGGAAACAAGGAAAAUUCUCAUUGAAAUUUCACAAAGAAUGGAAAAUGAACGUAGCAAAGACAUCCUGAUUGAACAUAGAUUCCAUAAGAACAUCAUUGGAGCAGGUGGCGACAAUAUCAGAGAUAUUAGAAAACAAUUUGAAGAUGUCAUUAUCAGCUUCCCUGAACCAUCAAGUAAAAGUGACGUCGUUAAUCUCAGAGGACCGAAACAAAAUGUUGAUAGUUGUUUCAAGUACCUGAAAAAAAUGCAUGAAGAUAUGGUUGCAAAGAAUUACAGCAUUCAAGUUCCGAUCUUCAAGCAAUUCCACAAAAACAUCAUUGGAAAGGGAGGAGCCAAUAUUCGUAAGAUAAGAGAAGAAACCAACACACAGAUUGAAUUGCCGACUGAAAACUCUGAAAAUGAAGUGAUCAAGAUUACUGGACGAAAAGAAGAUUGUGAAAAGGCUAGAAAGAUGAUCAGAGAUAUUGAGAAACAAAUGAUUGACAUUGUUGAAGAAAGCAUCACUGUCAGUCAAAAGCUUCACAACUCUAUGAUCGGCACAAAAGGAAAGUUUGUUCGGUCAAUCAUGAACGAGUGUGGCGGUGUUCACAUUCAUUUCCCGACUGAAGGUUCUGGAAGCGACCAAGUUGUAAUCAGAGGUCGCAAAGAAGAUGUCGCAAGAGCAAAAAAAGAGCUUUUGGACUUGGCACACUCGAGGGAGCUAACUAGCUUCACUAUCGACAUCAAAUGCAAACCGGAAUUUCACAGGUUCCUCAUUGGACGCAAUGGCGCUACUAUUAGAAAGGUUAGGGAUGAAACUGGAGCCCGAAUUAUUUUCCCUCAACAAGGAGAUGCUGAAAAGGAUACAAUUUCUAUUGUCGGACGUGAAGAUGAAGUUAAAAAAGCAGAGGGGAAAAUAAAGGACUUGAUCAAAGAUCUGGAAAACAUCAUUGAAACUACCAUAAAUGUACCACAAAAAUACCACAAGCACUUUGUGGCACGUAGAGGUGCAGUUUUGAGAGAUCUUUCAGACGAAUAUGGCGGCGUUACUGUUUCAUUCCCAAGACAAGGACAAGAUUCCGAAGCUGUUAAAAUCAAGGGAGCAAAAGACUGUGUUGCUGGUGCUCAGAAGAGAAUCGAAGAAAUUGUCAAUGAUUUGGAAAAUCAAGUGACCAUUGAAUGUAUCAUUCCGGAAAAAUUUCAUCGCACUGUCAUUGGUACAAAAGGAGCAAAAGUACAAAGCAUUACUUCGCAAUUCGAUGUGCAAGUUAAAUUCCCUGAUCGUGGACCAGGCAAUGGGCCACGAAACGAGCAAGAACCUUCUGGCGAACAAGAACAACAAGAAAAAGAGGAAGAAAAAAGACCAGACCUCAUUCUUAUCACCGGUAACAAAGAUAAAUGUGAGGCAGCAAAACAAGCUCUUCUCGCUCUUGUACCCAUUUCUGAGGACGUGGAAGUCCCAUUCAAAUUCCAUAGGUACAUUAUUGGACAAAAGGGUGCCGAAGUCCGCAGAAUGAUGGAAGAGUACGACGUUAAUAUCAGUAUUCCGCAAGCAGAUCAAGCAAGCGAUUUCAUCACUAUUACUGGUGUUGCUGAGAAAUUAGGAGCUGCCAAGGAAGGAAUGAAAGAAAAGGUGAAAGAGCUGGAAAAGGAAGAAGAGGAUAGACUUUUGCGAAGUUUUGUUUUGGAAGUUGAAGUCAAUGCUCAUUUCCAUCCAACUAUCAUUGGACGUCGUGGAGUCGUCGUUACGGAAAUCCGUAAGAAAUACGAUGUCAAUAUUCAAUUCCCUGAUCGUGGUGAUGAAAAUCAGAACUUGAUCAAGAUCAUUGGAUACGAGAAGAAUACGGAAGAUGCUCGUAAACAUAUUGUCGGCAUGGUGUCUGAACUUGAAUCUCAUGUCAGUCAAGAUGUACAUAUUGAUCGACGUGUCCAUCCAAGACUUAUUGGUGCCAAGGGACGAGCAAUCAAGAAAAUUAUGGAUGAAUACAAGGUUGAUAUUCGAUUCCCACAAAAUCAAGAUCUGAUAACGGUGACUGGAACUCAAGAAAGAGUGGAUGAAUGCAUUGAACAUAUUCUCAAUCUGGAGGAGGAAUAUAUGCAAGACAUUGUAGAACGUGAAGAAAAUAGCCGUUACACUCGUUCAUCAGGACCUUCAUCAAACCGUGGUAAUCAAUCCAACCAGCAACCAUUCGUUGUCAGAGGAGCUCCAUGGCAACAGGUGGACACCAACAGUAUGGACGACUUUCCAAGCCUCGGAGCUGCUACUACCCAGGACAGCAACCGAGGUGGCGGUUCGGCAUGGGGCAGAAAACACUAAUGUGUUUUCGUUGAAGACAUGCUUUUGUACAGAUGAGCUAACUAUCAGAUCAAUAAUUUUCUCCCAAAGACCUUGUGAACGAACACCCUGUAAAAAUAUUAGCGAUCAAACAUGGUCCACGGAUAGAACAAUUCUCCUUCGUGAUCUAUCUCUGUCUCAUGUUUGGUGAAUGUAAGAAUAUCUCUAUUUGAAUUUUACCGAAAAUGUAUAAAAAGAAAAAAAAUCGAGCCCCAGCUCUUUAUGCUAUAGCUUUUAUUCGUAGUACACGACCAUUGAUCGUGUUGGUGAUAGCUUCUUUUUCCUAAAAAUUAAUGUGAAAUCAUCUUCGAUUAAGCGUGGGCCCAACAUGAAUUUAUAGUUUAUUUAAGAUCAAAUACAUUAUUAUUUUGCCUUUUCGUCGGGUCAUGCAUAAUCAAGUCUGAUCGAACAUUACUUUUUAAAAUCGUUAUAAAGUAAUAUUAAAAUAAUAAUAUUUUGUGUGUGUGUUUAUGUCUAUAAAAACAUUUUGUUUGCCAAAUAUUGUGGAAUAUGUUGAAACCUCUGAUAUCAUCAGUUUCCAUUGUCGCCAUAAUUUUGUGGUCUGUGACGAAGUUUUCUGGUUAUCAGGCAUGGGCCAAUGAUGUUUCACUCUUGAUAUGUGCCGCAUCUAUGAUUCACAUUCGACCGUACAUGAUUGAGCAACCAUUUCUGACAUAAUUUUAACUAGCGAUCUCUGAUACGAUUUGUAUAAACUGGAAUAUUUUCGCGUGAAGACCCGCAACCAACUCAUCAAUUCUCUGGCCUUGAUUACGUGAAAACAUUUGUGUGCCUUAUUCUUUUGCUGCUUGAUUUCCAGAGUGAGUGAAAAUCCCACUCUCCUUUGAUUAUCAGGUGUUGAAAAUGGUCGACCAAACUUGUAUACAUAACAAAAACGAUAGUACUACUGUGCAAUAUAGGAAUAUCAGAUUCGUAGUGGGCUUGCUAGCAUCCAUUAAUUGAAAUUGGUUUCGUUUCAAUAAAAUCUUACUGCAUUA
This is a messenger RNA of Styela clava, 4921 nucleotides long. RefSeq names its product vigilin-like. The record is from RefSeq and is a predicted model, not a curated record. Gene Ontology annotation, molecular function: mRNA binding. NCBI's taxonomy places the organism in Eukaryota, Metazoa, Chordata, Ascidiacea, Stolidobranchia, Styelidae.